AUGGAGGUCACUCAGGUUUUCAUCAAACUCUUCAACGGCAACACCGCUGUGUUAGACAUCGACAACAAUGAAACCGUAGCCGAUGUAAAGGACAGAAUUGCCAAACUAUACGCACUCGAACAAUGUGCCCAAUCGCUAUGGGCCGGACUCCAUGAGGCCGAAGACGAUGUGCUAGUCAACGAACUCAUCACAGAAGGAACCACUAUCGAACUUGUACAGCACAUCGAUGUAUGUGGUGGUGGUAAAAAACGUAAGAAGAAACAACAUACCACACCAAAGAAAAUCAAACACAAGAAGAAGAAAGUCAAGCUAUCUGUACUCAAAUACUACAAAGUAGAAGGUGACAAGGUAGUCAGGCUACUUAAAGAAUGUCCCGCAAACACUUGUGGACGCGGAGUAUUCAUGGCCUCACACCACGACCGCACUUACUGCGGUAGAUGUGGAAUGACCGUCGCACUUAACGCUGCUUGA
Messenger RNA from Babesia sp. Xinjiang, 471 nucleotides. Its product is annotated as Ubiquitin-40S ribosomal protein S27a-1. The coding region runs from base 1 to 471 and encodes 156 amino acids. Lineage: Eukaryota; Apicomplexa; Aconoidasida; Piroplasmida; Babesiidae. Gene Ontology annotation, cellular component: ribosome. The transcript has a single exon. Gene Ontology annotation, biological process: translation. The record is from RefSeq and is a predicted model, not a curated record. Gene Ontology annotation, molecular function: protein binding; structural constituent of ribosome.